GCGGGGGCAGUCGGCGGCCUCCGCCGCGGCCUAGAAGAGCGGGCGGCCUUAUCCUCAGAGCGCUGGGAGCGGCGCUGCCGGGGCCCACAAGAUGUCCACUCGGACGCCGCUGCCCACCGUCAACGAGCGGGACACGGAGAACCAUACCUCAGUGGAUGGAUACACUGAACCCCACGUCCAGCCUAUCAAGUCGAGUAGCAGACAAAACAUCCCCCGAUGUAGAAAUUCCAUUACGUCUACCAAUGAAGAGCAUCCUCACAUUGGAAACUAUCGCUUACUGAAAACAAUAGGCAAAGGAAAUUUUGCCAAAGUGAAACUGGCAAGGCAUGUGCUUACUGGAAGAGAGGUUGCUGUGAAAAUCAUAGAUAAAACCCAGCUAAAUCCUACUAGUCUGCAGAAGUUGUUUCGUGAAGUACGAAUAAUGAAGAUACUGAAUCAUCCCAAUAUUGUAAAAUUAUUUGAAGUUAUUGAAACUGAAAAGACAUUGUAUUUGGUAAUGGAAUAUGCCAGUGGGGGAGAAGUGUUUGACUAUCUAGUUGCACAUGGAAGAAUGAAAGAAAAAGAGGCUCGUGCAAAAAUUCAGGUAAAAGAGGUCAUGGCAGCUACUUGUACUAACAACCUUGUAACAGGACAGAAUUGA
Messenger RNA from Pogoniulus pusillus (Red-fronted tinkerbird), 640 nucleotides. RefSeq names its product serine/threonine-protein kinase MARK1-like. The coding region runs from base 92 to 640 and encodes 182 amino acids. The record is from RefSeq and is a predicted model, not a curated record. Gene Ontology annotation, molecular function: protein serine/threonine kinase activity; tau-protein kinase activity; ATP binding. The transcript has a single exon. Gene Ontology annotation, cellular component: cytoplasm. Gene Ontology annotation, biological process: protein phosphorylation; microtubule cytoskeleton organization; intracellular signal transduction. NCBI's taxonomy places the organism in Eukaryota, Metazoa, Chordata, Aves, Piciformes, Lybiidae.